Messenger RNA from Racocetra fulgida, 252 nucleotides. The record is from the annotation of a GenBank genome assembly. Lineage: Eukaryota; Fungi; Glomeromycota; Glomeromycetes; Diversisporales; Gigasporaceae.
GGCAUAAUGUUAAAGAAUGUAUUUUUCGGAAAGACCCUGAAGCGAUGACUCUGUAUUUAGUAGAAACAAAAGAAGUAAAAGAUUUAAAUUUGGAUCCAUUAGAGGAUAAACAAGUGAAACGGAUACGGUCAUUAUUAAUGGAAUAUAAAGAUACCUUUAUAGAUGAAUUGGAUAGUUACCCACUUCCUAGGAUUAAUGAAUUACUAGGAGCUCUAAAACAAUCAGCAUGGUAUACAACCCUUGAUCUGGCAA